This is a messenger RNA of Postia placenta MAD-698-R-SB12, 1596 nucleotides long. RefSeq lists its product as hypothetical. Gene Ontology annotation, biological process: transmembrane transport. The transcript is spliced from 13 exons. The record is from RefSeq and is a predicted model, not a curated record. Gene Ontology annotation, molecular function: transmembrane transporter activity. Bases 1 to 1596 code for a protein of 531 amino acids. Lineage: Eukaryota; Fungi; Basidiomycota; Agaricomycetes; Polyporales; Adustoporiaceae. Gene Ontology annotation, cellular component: membrane.
AUGUCCAGCAACGCCGUGUCGCAUUCAUCUCAAGAGUGGGAGAAGGACGCCAAGGAUAUCCGGGAUGCUGCUCCCGCGUUCCUGGAGUACACGAAGGCCUCGGAGGACGACUUGUUUGAACAAGGAUCUGUAGACCCUAUUUACGAGGCGAAAGCACGCUUGCUCAAUCAUGCAGUCCGAGAGAUCGGAAUGGGUAGAUAUCAGUGGUACCUUUUCGUCGUAGCUGGCUUCGGAUGGUUUUCAGAUAGCGUCUGGCCGCUGAUCGGCGGUCUCAUUUUGAGUCCAGUCGUGAGCGAGUUCCAAUUCCAAAGUGAAUUCCUGUCUCUGGCACUGAACAUCGGCUUGUUUGUCGGCGCGGUGUUCUGGGCUCUUGGAUGUGACAUUUGGGGAAGACGCUGGUCCUUUAACUUCACGCUCUUGAUCGCUGGAGUUUUCGGCCUCGCGGCUGGCGGCUCGCCCAACUUCUUGACUCUUGCAUCCCUCCUAGCUGUCGUGGGGUUCGGCGUGGGCGGGAACAUGCCCGUAGACUCUGCAGUCUUUCUUGACUUUGUCCCCGGAAGCCAUCAAUACUUGUUGACGAUCUUGUCCAUAUGGUGGUCUGUCGGGCAACUCAUCGCCAGCUUCAUCGCAUGGCCGCUCAUCUCCCACUUCUCUUGCGCUGAGACCGCGACGACGUGCUCGCGCUCCGAGAACAUGGGCUGGCGCUAUCUGCUCUUCACCCUCGGCGGCAUGACGCUGCUCCUCUGGGCAUGCCGCUUCUUCUUGUUCCGCCUCGAGGAGAGCCCGAGGUACCUCGUGGGCCGGGGGCGCGACGCGGAGGCCGUCGAGGUCAUCCACCGGAUCGCGGCGUUCAAUGGCUGCACAUCGAGCCUCACGCUGGAGCAAUUGACCGUCGCGGGCGAGAGCGCCGCAGCGUCUGACCCCAGCGGUGCAGCGGCCGCUCAACGUCGCAAGUUGUUGAGCGAGAGCUCGGUCUGGAGCAGUCAUCACAUCCGAGCUCUGUUCAAGACUACAAAGUUAGCCUGGUCGACCAGUCUGCUCAUCGUGUUGUGGGGCAUCAUCGGCCUUGCGUCCACCCUGUACAACAGCUUCCUGCCGUACUUACUAGCGCAUCGAGGUGCAAAGUUCGGCGACAGUAGCUACUACAUAACCUAUCGCAAUGAGGUCAUCUUGGGCGUCAUCGGCGUCCCGAGCGCGUUCUUCGCAGGAUGGGCGGUCGAGCAGCGACACAUCGGACGCAAAGGCGCCUUGGCCAUCUCCGCGGGGCUCACUGGUGUCUUUCUCUUCGCGAGUACCACCGCCCGCAGCUCUGAUGCUUUGCUCGGGUGGAACUGCGGGUACGCUUUUGCUAGUAAUAUAAUGUACGGCGUCCUGUACGCCAUCUCCCCUGAGGUCUUCCCUGCCAAAGACCGUGGAACAGGGAAUGGCCUCACCGCCACUGCUACCCGUGUCUUCGGCAUUAUAGCCCCGGUGAUUGCACUAUAUGCCAACCUCAAUACGGCAGUCCCGGUCUAUGUAUCGGGUGCGCUGAUCAUAGGCAGCGGUGUCCUUGCGCUGCUGCUGCCUUAUGAACCGAGGGGCAAGACGUCAAUCUAG